Capsella rubella is the source of this 537-nucleotide messenger RNA. RefSeq names its product pectinesterase inhibitor 12. Gene Ontology annotation, molecular function: enzyme inhibitor activity. Bases 1 to 537 code for a protein of 178 amino acids. NCBI's taxonomy places the organism in Eukaryota, Viridiplantae, Streptophyta, Magnoliopsida, Brassicales, Brassicaceae. The record is from RefSeq and is a predicted model, not a curated record. The transcript has a single exon.
AUGAGGUUCUUGCUCUACCUUGUUAUGUUCUUUCUCCUUUUAAACGCUUUCGCGACUGAACCAUCUUUGAUCCAAGAUUCAUGCAAGAAAGCUUUAGAUAAAAACUCGGACAUCAACUACGAUUUCUGUGUAAACUCUCUCGAAGAGAAUCCACGGAGCAAAACCGCACGUAGUCUUGACGGAUUGGUCAUGCCAUCGACAAAAAACGCUCUGUCCAAAACAACGAGCAUGAAAGAAACUGUGCAAAAGAUUCUCAAGGAGAACAAAUAUGAAAAGUACAGUGAGAAACCAUUACGCGAUUGCCUCGAGCUUUAUUCUGAUGCUAAGAGAUCCUUAACCGAAGCUUUAAAGUUCGCGAAGUCGCGUGACUACAAAACCGCUAACGUGGAUAUAAGUGCAGCAAUGGGUGUACCAACCAGUUGUGAAAUUGGAUUCAAAGAAAGUAAAAAACCAAUGAAAUCUCCGUUUACAAAAGAUAACGAUGUUUUGUAUCAAAUGAUUUUGAUUCCUUUAGCUUUUACAAAUAUGUUGAAAUGA